Messenger RNA from Trametes versicolor FP-101664 SS1, 2138 nucleotides. RefSeq names its product SMAD/FHA domain-containing protein. Gene Ontology annotation, biological process: ubiquitin-dependent protein catabolic process; mitotic spindle assembly checkpoint signaling; negative regulation of septation initiation signaling. Gene Ontology annotation, cellular component: cytosol; cell division site; ubiquitin ligase complex. The record is from RefSeq and is a predicted model, not a curated record. The transcript is spliced from 3 exons. The coding region runs from base 190 to 1821 and encodes 543 amino acids. Gene Ontology annotation, molecular function: ubiquitin protein ligase activity; protein binding. NCBI's taxonomy places the organism in Eukaryota, Fungi, Basidiomycota, Agaricomycetes, Polyporales, Polyporaceae.
GGGAAAUUGGCAAGAGACGAGCGUGAGCCGAAAGCGGCUGACGGCGCCAAACCGCCAAGGCACUGGCGGAGCUUGGACGAUCGACGAUUCGCCGUCCAGCUCAACCACCUCGCUCUUUUCCACGACGACAACAACAACUGCGACAACAGCGACGAGAACAACGAGAACAACAAACACGCCUCCCCAUCGAUGGAUCCAGUCACACUAGGUGAUCCCUCGCCCUCUGCCCGGCAGUCCAUUCUGGGUUCCUUUCUGCGCGGGAGACCCCGCGGCACCUCCCAGUCUCACCCCUCUCCACCCCACGACGCCGUCACCAGAGACUCUCCACCCCCCGCCAUUGCCCCCGUCGACCACGCUUCAGGCCACCGUCGUCGCCCAGCAGCAGCCUCCUCGAACCUUCAACCAUCCAUCUCGCAGUCCAACUCAACCCCCGGCUUCUCCCAGAUGCUUCGCAGACGACGCUCCGCAGGUACCGUCGCCGCUGCCUCGUCCCAUGCCCCCGCCGUAGCAGUCGCGCGCACUGUCACUGGCCCCGCGAUAUCGUCGUCCGCGCCUGCCGCCAGCAGCGGGCCAGCGCACCGCAUCCGCCUCGUGCCUCAUCUGGACUCGCGCCGGUCUCUUCGGUUCGACCCCAUCUCGCGCGACGUGCGCGAGAGCGAUACCCCACUGCGUAUAGGCCGAUUCACCGACCGCUCAGGACUGGGGCUAGCGGCAGCCAAUGCAAUGGGGUCCAACAAGCUAGCAUUCAAGAGCAAGGUCGUCUCCCGCGCGCACGCGGAGAUUUGGGUUGAAGCCGGGGGCAGGUUCUUCAUCAGGGACACGAAGUCGAGCAGUGGAACCUUCCUGAACCAUGUUCGAUUGUCGCCAGCGAACAACGAGUCACGUCCGCACGAGCUCAAGGACGGCGAUCUUCUCCAACUGGGUGUUGAUUACCAGGGCGGCACCGAGGACAUCUACAAGUGCGUGAAGAUCAAGGUUGAGGUUGGGAGAGAAUGGCAAAACCACACGAACCCCUUCAACGCGAACGCCCUGAGGCAACUCAAAUCGAUCGCCAUCCCACAACAGUCCACUUCUUCCGGGAAGAAGGUGGCAUCGAAAUCCACGCUGCCCGACUGCUGCAUCUGUCUCUUUGGCGUGACGAUCCACCAGGCCCUCUUCAUCGCACCCUGUUCACAUGCGUUCCACUACAAAUGCAUCCGCCCCCUCCUUGAGACGCAUCACCCCGCCUUCUCCUGUCCACUCUGCAGAACAUUUGCCGACCUGGAGGAGGAUGUUGAAGUCGAGGCGGACCAAGACUUCGAUGCGCAGUCCAUUGCGGAGUCGUCUGCUGCGAUCGCAGCGGUGGCGGUAGCGCUGACCGCUGUAGGCGACCGCCCAAACACCGGCGAUGGGAGUAGUCGGGAGCGUGACAGGGAGCGUGACGUCGGUGCGGAGACCGAGGUAGAAAUCGACAUGGGGGCCAGCCGUUCCGGUGUCCGCGGACGUCGUGCACCUCCACCCGGGGGCGCCGGUUCCGCGCGCAAUCCGUCGGCCGCCGUAGCGGAGGACGUGGACGCCGAGAUGGAGGACAUGGUCAUUUUGCCGCCCCUGCCGGAGAGCAAUUCUGCGCUUGCGAUUUCUCAAGAGUACAUCGACGGCGAUCGCAUGGUCGACAUCAGGGAGAACUCUGACUCCCCGGUCCCUGGCCCUGCUCGUUCGAACGGGCGGGGCACCCCAGGUGGAUACUCGGAGGGCGACUUCGAGGUCGAGGGCGGCUCAAGCGAUGGCAGCGGACAUGCCAUUGAGCACGCUGGCUCUAUGCCCGGCAAGCGCAAGCGGUGACAACAUCACCCUUCACGCAUACCCCCUCCACCCUCUCGCGCUGCUGCUUGGCGACCGCGGGCGUUGCAUGUACGCCGCUACGAACGCGAACAUUCUGGCUAGCACCCCGUAUACCUCCCUCCUCCGUCCUGCCGUGAAUACACCCAUGAUCUCGGUACUCCUCCCCCCUUUUCCCGUCUGGCACGCGCAAGUGUAUAUCCACCCCGUUGUAUCCGGAAACUCGUAGAAUUGUUUUGUGCUCUGAUGAUAUAGUCUGUCUCUCCGUGUGGUUUCUACAGCCCUUAUGCCUCCUCUCCUACGACCGAACAUGACGGUAC